Stegastes partitus (bicolor damselfish) is the source of this 7519-nucleotide messenger RNA. It is a transcript of the gene usp34, whose product is annotated as ubiquitin specific peptidase 34. Gene Ontology annotation, molecular function: cysteine-type deubiquitinase activity. The coding region runs from base 293 to 7519 and encodes 2408 amino acids. Gene Ontology annotation, cellular component: nucleus; cytosol. Gene Ontology annotation, biological process: protein deubiquitination. The record is from RefSeq and is a predicted model, not a curated record. NCBI's taxonomy places the organism in Eukaryota, Metazoa, Chordata, Actinopteri, Pomacentridae. The transcript has 52 exons.
CCUUUUUCAACAUGGCUGCUGUGUCUACUCUCUCAAGUAACGCUCAGAUUGGAGACUGACUCGAUUUCUACCUUCCAGUGCCUCUUUACUUUUGAUGCACAUCAACUUCGCUUGGAUGCAAAUCACGUUCUACACCUUGUUGUUUCCCCUGGUUUCAUUUAGUGGAAUAACCUUCACCAAUCACUCCCUCCACUGGGCCUUUUUUUACCCCCAAAACAACCAACUGCCAGCCAACAACAGUUUCCAGUGCAAUGGUUUGAGUAGGUGCACUCAGUUUUCCUCUUCAUAAACAAUGUGUGAAAACUGCGCCGAGCUGGUGGAGGUUUUAAAUGAAAUAUCGGAUGCAGACGGCAGUGAAGGAGGCUUUCAGCUGAAGAAGGAACAUGCCCUGCGGGUGCUGGGCUACAUCAGCUCCUGGACACAGAGACAAUGUCUCUGCUGUUUCAAGGAGUAUAAGCAUCUGGAGGUCUUUAAUCAGCUGGUCUACGCCCUCAUCAACCUGGUCAUCGCUCAGAUCAGCAGCCUAAGGGAUCGACUCUGCAGCGUCCAGGACCAUGCGCACAAAGGGGGCGUGUCCGGGGCAGAAGGGGCGGGGUGUGAAUGGAGCGGAGGGGAGUCGGCGCCCGGCGCCCUCCCUCAGCCAUCCUCGCCUGGGGAAGACGAACCUGUGAAUGUGGAAAGAGACUCUGCCGAAGAGGAUGCCGACACGCCUGACGUGAACCAGAAUAAGACGCAGAGCCAGGAUCAGGGAGCCAGCCUGCCGGUUGAAGCGCAGGUGGAAGCACUGGGACCUGGGGACGGUGGCAGCGGCUCUGGGGGCGGUGAUGGUGGUGCUGGAGGUAGCAGUGACGGUAACAGUGACAACCAGGAUCCCUUCAGCUCCUGGAACACAGAGGAGAGGGAGAAACUGCUGCUGUGUGCAGCCAAGAUCUUCCAGAUCCAGUUUCCUCUGUACACAGCCUACAAACACAACACACACCCCACCAUAGAGGACAUAUCUGCUCAUGAAAGCAACAUCCUCGGCUCCUUCUGUGACAUGAAUGAUGUGGAGGUGCCCCUGCAUCUGCUGCGCUACGUCUGUCUGUUCUGCGGGAAGCACGGCCUCUCCCUGAUGAAGGACUGCUUCGAGUCGGGCACUCCAGAGAGCCUCCCCUUCCCCAUCGCCCACGCCUUCAUCACCAUCGUCUCCAACAUCCGAAUAUGGUUGCACAUUCCCGCAGUCAUGCAGCACAUCAUACCGUUCCGCACCUACGUGAUACGGUAUCUGUGUAAGCUCUCAGACCAGGAGCUGCGGCAGAGCGCAGCACGCAACAUGGCCGACCUGAUGUGGAGCACGGUGAAGGAGCCGCUGGACAGCGCGCUGUGCUUCGACAAGGAGAGCCUGGACCUCGCCUUCAAAUACUUCAUGUCCCCCACUCUCACCAUGAGGUUGGCCGGACUCAGCCAAAUCACAAAUCAGCUCCACACCUUCAACGACGUCUGCAACAACGAGUCCCUGGUGUCCGAUACAGAAACGUCCAUAGCAAAGGAACUAGCUGACUGGCUGAUCCACAACAACGUGGUUGAACACAUAUUCGGACCGAAUUUGCACAUUGAGAUCAUUAAACAGUGCCAAGUGAUCUUGAACUUCUUGGCUGCAGAAGGCCGACUCAGCACGCAGCAUGUGGACUGUAUCUGGGCUGCAGCUCAGCUGAAACAUUGCAGCCGCUACAUCCACGACCUUUUCCCUUCGCUCAUUAAAAACCUGGACCCAGUGCCUCUCCGCCACGUCCUCAACCUGGUGUCAGGUCUGCAUCCCAGCGCCCACACCGAGCAGACACUGUACCUGGCCUCCAUGCUGAUCAAGGCUCUGUGGAAUAACGCCCUGGCAGCCAAGGCCCAGCUCUCCAAACAAAGCUCCUUCGCUUCUCUGCUGAACACCAACAUCCCAAUGGGAAACAAGAAAGGUUCGCCGGCCGCCAGUCCGGACAGCAGCGAUAACAGCGACACUCAGCACAGUGGAGGCAGCGACAUGGAGAUGGACGAUCAGAUGAUGACUGGCAGCAAGAGGAGCCAGCAGAGGCUGUCUGAUACAGAGGAGUCGAUGCAGGGCAGCUCAGAUGAGACGGCGAACAGCGUCGAGGAAGGCAGCAGUGGGCCGGGCAGCAGCAGUGGUCGGAGCGAGGCCUCCAGCAACGAGGCCGCCUCCAGCCGGGCCAGCCAAUCAGCCGGGAGCCCAGGCAGCGAAAUGCAUUCUGACGACAUGGCAGACAGCGAGGCCUUGAAGGAGGAGGAGGAGGACGAUGAAGAGGAAGACGACGAAGAGGAUGAUGACGACGACGACGAGGAUGAAGACGAGGGGAACCGGUCAGCGGCUGAUGGCGGUCAGCAGAAGGAGCCCCGGGAGCAAACUGAGUCCAGGAAGAGGAAAGCAGGGGAGGCUCUUGGUGAGGGACCGAGUCAGGGGGCGGGGCCCAGUGGCACAGGAGGAGCCAAACCCAAGGUUCUCCCCUUCAACCCAGAGACUUCUGGUGUCAUGGUCACUGCGGCGUCAGCAUCUUUAGAGGGUCGUAUGAGGAUGUUGGACGCGUGCUCUGCAUCGUCGUCUGCUCGGCCCGAGGGCACAGAGUCCCAACAACAGCCACCAGACAUCAGUCCAUCCCAGAUGGUCCAGGGGCCUCAGGAGCCUCCUUGUCUGCCACGGCCUGGGGACUUCCUUGGAGAGGCCAUGGGCAGCGAGCUCUUCAACUGCCGUCGUUUUAUCGGCCCCCAGCAUCACCACCAUCACCAUCAUCACCACCAUCAUCAUGAAGGUCCCAUGGUCGAGGACAUGCUGAGUGCUGAUGACGUCAGCUGCAGCAGCUCCCAGGUCAGCGCCAAGUCAGAGAAGAACAUGGCCGACUUUGACGGCGAGGAGUCGGGCUGCGAAGAGGAGCUGGUCCAGAUCAACUCCCACGCUGAACUCAGCUCCCACCUCCAGCAGCACCUCCCCAACUUGGCCUCCAUCUACCAUGAGCACCUGGUGCAAGGUCCAGCUGUUCAUAAACAUCAGUACUCCAGCAGCCACGCCGUCACCGACAUCAACCUGGAUAAUGUUUGUAAAAAGGGCAACACGCUGCUGUGGGACCUGGUGCAGGAUGAAGACGCGAUUCAUCUGUCUGAGGGUCUGAUCAAUGAGGCAGAGAAGCUGCUGUGUUCGCUGGUCUGCUGGUUCACCGACAGACAGAUCCGAAUGCGCUUCAUCGAGGGUUGCCUCGACAACCUGGCCCAUCAUCGGUCCGUUGUGGUUUCCUUGCGUCUACUACCCAAGCUUUUCGGCACUUUUCAGCAGUUUGGCUCCAGCUACGACACACAUUGGAUUACAAUGUGGGCCGAGAAGGAGCUGCACAUGAUGAAACUGUUCUUUGACAACCUGCAACACUACAUCCAAGAAGUGCGAGAACACCGGCACAAGUUUGCACUAUACAGCCACAGUGCAGAAGUCCAAGUCCGUCUGCAGUUCCUCACCUGCGUCUUUUCCACGCUGGGAUCUCCAGAUCACUUCAGACUGAGUCUGGAGCAGGUGGACAUCCUGUGGCACUGUCUGGUGGAGGACGCUGAAUGCUACGACGACGCACUGCACUGGUUCCUCAAUCAGGUCCGCAGCAAGGACCAGCACGCGAUGGGCAUGGAGACCUACAAACACCUCUUCCUGGAGAAGAUGCCGCAGCUGAAACCAGAGACCAUCAGCAUGACGGGCCUGAACCUCUUUCAGCACCUCUGUAACCUGGCCCGUCUCGCCACCAGUGCGCUGGACAACGCCUCCAGCUGCGAGCUGUGUGGGAUGGACCAGCUGUGGGGGAUCGCUCUCAGAGCUCAGUCUGCUGAUAUCAGCCGUGCUGCAAUCCAGUACAUCAACUCCUACUACAUCAAUGCCGGUAAGACGGGCCUGGAGAAGGAGCAGGAGUUUAUCAGGAAGUGCAUGGAGAGCCUUCUGAUGGCCUCAGCCAACCUGGAGAAGGACGCUCACUCCAGCCUGACCAGCAUUGAACGGGGGCUACUCAUGCUCAAAACACACCUGGAGGCCUUCAGACGCAGGUUUGCCUACCACCUGCGACAGUGGCAAAUCGAGGGGACGGGAAUCAGCAGCCACCUGAAGGCUUUGAGUGACAAACAGUCGCUGCCACUCAGGAUCGUCUGUCAGCCUGCCGGCCUGCCUGACAAGAUGACCAUUGAGAUGUAUCCCAGCGAUCAGGUGGCUGACCUGCGAGCAGAGGUGACCCACUGGUACGAGAACCUGCAGAAGGAGCAGAUGAACCAGCAGGCUCAGCUGCAGGAGUUCGGUCAGAGCGGCCGGCAGCCGGGAGACUUCCCAGGUGGUUUGAUGGGACCGGUCAGGAUGAUCUCCUCUGGCCAUGAACUGACCACAGACUACGAUGAGAAGACUCUGCAUGAGCUGGGCUUUAAAGACAUGCAGAUGGUGUUUGUCUCUUUGGGAGCUCCACGACGGGAGAGGAAGGGGGAGGGCGUCCAGCUGCCUGCCUCCUGCCUGCCUCCUCCCCAGAAGGAGCACAUUCCCAUGCUGCUGCUCCUCCAGGAGCCACACCUCACCACACUGUUUGACCUGCUGGAGAUGCUGGCCUGUUUCAAACCGCCCAGCCCCAACACUGAGAAGGUUCACGAGAGCCCAGAGAGUGCACGGUGUGAAGAGCUUCACCUUCAUGCAGAGAAUCUGUCCCGCCGGGUUUGGGAGCUGCUGAUGCUUCUUCCUACAUGUCCGAAGAUGCUGCAGGCCUUCCAGAACAUCUCAGACGACACGAACGGAGAGGGUCUGUGUUGGAAGGAGCUGCUGAGGAUUAAAAGUCCCCACAAGCUGCUGUACGCUCUGGAGAUCAUCGAAGCUCUUGGAAAACCCAAUCGACGCAUCCACAGAGAGUCGACCGGCAGCUACAGCGAUCUGUACCCAGACUCCGAUGACUCCAGUGAGGAUCAAAUAGAAAACAGCAAGAACACCUGGAGCUGCAAGUUCGUGUCAUCUGGAGGUCUGCAGCUGCUCUUAGAGAUCUUCAACUCAGGCAUUCUUGAACCCAAAGACCAGGAGUCCUGGACUGUGUGGCUGCUGGACUGCCUGGCCUGCCUGCUGAAGCUGAUCUGCCAGUUCGCUGUGGACCCUGCAGACCUGGACCUGGCCUACCACGACGUCUUCUCCUGGUCUGGCCUCGCUGACAGCCAGCGUAAACGGGCAUGGCCGGGCAAAUCCCGUAAAUCCACCGUAGACCACGGGAAAGGCCUGCACAUUCCUCGACUGACCGAGGUGUUCCUCAGUCUUGUUCAAGGCACCAACCUGAUCCAGCGUCUGAUCAACGUGGCCUACACCUACGACAACCUUGCACACAGAGUUCUUAAGGCCCAGUCUGACCACAGGUCUCGGCAUGAAGUGACUCACUACUCCAUGUGGCUGCUGGUGAGCUGGGCUCACUGCUCGUCCACGGUGAAGUCCAGUCUGGCUGACAGCGACCACCUCCACGACUGGCUGAAGAAACUCACGCUGCUGGUGCCUGAGCCGGCGGUGAGGCACGAGGCGUGUAACGGCCUCUACAAGCUCUCGCUCUCUGGCUUGGAGGGAGGAGAGUCCAUCAACAGAUCCUUCCUGCUGCUCGCUGCCUCCACGCUGCUCAAAUUCCUGCCUGAUGCACAGGCCCUCAAACCACUGAGGGUGGAGGACUAUGAAGAGGAGCCUCUGUUGAGAACGGGCUGUAAGGAGUACUUCUGGCUUCUCUGCAAACUCAUCGAUAACAUCCACGUUAAAGACGCCAGCCAGAAGGUCUCUCCCUCUCUGUCGCUGGCCGGCUCGGUGCAGACCACCCUGCUUGACCUGGACGCUCUCGCUCGACACCUCGCCGACUGCAUCAGGAGCCGUGAGAUCCUGGACCAGCAGGACGGGACUAUUGAGGACGACGGCCUGACCGGCCUCCUGCGUCUCGCCACCAGCGUUCUCAAACACAAGCCUCCGUUCAAGUUCUCUCGUGAGGGGCAGGAGUUCCUGCGGGACGUCCACAACCUCCUCUUCCUCCUCCCCAGCCUGGCAGACCGCGCUCAGCCGAAGUGCAAGUCCCACGCUGCCAGGGCCGCCGCCUACGACCUGCUGGUGGAGACCGUCAAAGGCUCAGUGGAAAACUACCGGCUGCUCCACAACUGGGUCAUGUCGCAGCACAUGCAGGCCUCUCACGCCCCGUAUAAGUGGGACUACUGGCCCCACGACGACGUCCGCGCCGAGUGCCGCUUCGUGGGUCUGACCAACCUGGGAGCGACCUGCUACUUGGCCUCCACCAUCCAGCAGCUCUACAUGAUCCCUGAGGCUCGCCAGGCUGUGUUCACCGCCAAGUAUGCAGAGGACAUCAAACACAAGACCACACUGCUGGAACUGCAGAAGAUGUUCACAUAUCUCAUGGAGAGUGAGAGGAAAGCGUACAACCCCCGGCCGUUCUGUAAAACCUACACGAUGGACAAACAGCCUCUUAACACCGGAGAGCAGAAAGACAUGACGGAGUUCUUCACGGACCUCAUCACCAAGAUCGAGGAGAUGUCCCAGGAGCUGAAAAACACAGUGAAGACUCUAUUUGGAGGCGUCAUCACCAACAACGUCGUCUCUCUGGACUGCGACCACGUCAGUCAGACCGCAGAGGAGUUUUACACGGUUAGAUGUCAAGUGGCAGAUAUGAAGAACAUCUAUGAGUCUCUGGAUGAGGUGACCAUCAAGGACACUCUGGAGGGCGACAACAUGUACACCUGCUCCCAGUGUGGCAAGAAGGUCCGCGCAGAAAAAAGAGCGUGUUUCAAGAAGCUGCCACGCAUCCUGAGCUUCAACACCAUGAGAUACACUUUCAACAUGGUGACCAUGAUGAAGGAGAAGGUCAACACUCACUUCUCCUUCCCCCUCCGCCUCGACAUGACGCCGUACACCGAGGACUUCCUGAUGGGCAAAGGAGAGCGCAAAGAGGGUUUUCGGGAAGAGGGUGAGACGAAGGUCACUGAGAGCUAUGAGUACGACCUCAUUGGCGUCACUGUGCACACGGGCACAGCAGACGGCGGCCAUUACUACAGCUUCAUCAGGGACAUCGUCAACCCACACGCCUACAAGAACAACAAGUGGUACCUGUUCAACGAUGCCGAGGUGAAGCCCUUUGACUCUGCCCAGCUGGCCUCCGAGUGCUUCGGUGGAGAGAUGACGACUAAAACCUACGACUCUGUCACUGACAAGUUUAUGGACUUCUCCUUUGAGAAGACACACAGUGCCUAUAUGCUCUUCUACAAGAGAGUGGAACUGGAGGAAGAGAAUGGGAAGGAUUUUAAUUUUGAUGUCUCUCCUGAUCUACUUGAGGUCAGCAUCGCCAUGUUCAAGAAGCUGCUCUUUGAAGAGGUGUCGGUGUGUCAGGUGUUCAAGGAGGUGACCCUCGAGCUGACGGUGGAUAAAUGCAUCCGGAUGAAGCCGCUGGACGACCUGACUCAGGUGAAGGAAAAAGACUACAGACAGAGUUACCUGUCCGAACUCUAUCUGUAG